ACAACACUCGCGCAGGCCACGGCGCAUCCGCUAUACUAUCAGCAUUUCUCCUCCUGGAUUCGACGCGUAAACGGGGGCUGCGCAGUGUAGCAGGAGCGACAGAUAAGGCGAGCUCGGCGCCGGAAGCCGCAGCGCAGGAACAUCUUCCACCACGACAUCUAUCAUGGCGGGCAUUCCACCGCCGCCAGGGUGGGCUCCUCCACCACCUCCAGGAGCUCCACCUGGACUAUCAUCGAGUGGCAUACCACCUCCGCCACCAGGAGCCGUGCCUGCGAAGGAUCCCCAAGCCGAAAAACUCCAACAGAAGAAGCAGAAAUGGUUGCGACAGCAGAGGCAACGAUUUGGCGAGAAGCGGAGGGGGGGUUUCGUGGAGACACAAAAGGCUGACAUGCCUCCGGAGCAUCUACGAAAGAUUGUCAAGGACAUUGGAGACGUGUCGCAGAAGAAGUUCAGUGCAGACAAGAGGAGCUAUCUGGGAGCUCUGAAGUUUAUGCCGCACGCCGUGCUUAAGCUGUUGGAGAAUAUGCCCAUGCCUUGGGAGAGCAGUCGUGAAGUGAAGGUAUUGUACCACGUGAAUGGCUGUUUGACGUUGGUCAACGAGAUUCCGAGAGUCAUUGAGCCAGUGUUUCACGCGCAGUGGGCAACCAUGUGGGUUGUCAUGAGACGAGAAAAGAGCGACCGCAGACAUUUCAAGCGCAUGCGCUUCCCUCCCUUUGAUGAUGAGGAACCACCGCUGUCAUGGAGCGAAAAUAUCGAAGAUGUGGAACCCUUGGAGCCCAUUCAGAUGGAGCUGGAUGAGAACGAGGAUGAGCCUGUGUUUGAGUGGUUUUACGAUCAUCGGCCACUUUCGGACACCAGUCAUGUUGGCGGUCCCAGCUACAAGGACUGGAACCUGUCAUUACCACAGAUGGCCACCUUGCACCGACUGAGUAACCCUCUUCUAUCAGACACCAACGACAAGAACUAUUUCCAUCUCUUCGACAUGCCCGCUUUCGCGACCGCGAAGGCAUUAAAUGUUGCUAUACCUGGUGGACCACGAUUCGAGCCUCUGUACAAAGACAUUGAUCCGAAUGACGAGGAUUUCGGCGAGUUCAAUGCGAUUGAUCGAAUAAUUUUCCGGGCGCCCAUCAGAACAGAGUAUCGAGUGGCGUUCCCAUACCUGUACAACAGCUUGCCCAGAUCUGUCAAGCUUGGGGUUUACAGCUACCCACAGACAGUCUACGUCAAGACCGAAGACCCGAAUCUCCCACCAUUCUAUUUCGAUCCUGUAAUCAACCCUAUCUCCUCGAGACAGGUCAUGCCGAAGAACUUGACCAUCAGCCACGAGGAUGAGAUCUUCGGCCAUGGUAACAAUGAGGAGCCAGGUGAAGAAGAUGGUGGUUUCUCGAUGCCAGAGGGUGUCGACCCAUUCUUGGAUGACGAGGAUCUAUUCAACGACGAGACUGCAGCAGCAAUCGCGCUGUGGUGGGCACCAUACCCAUUCGACAGGCGUUCGGGAAAGAUGGUGCGAGCACAAGAUGUGCCGCUGGUAAAACAGUGGUAUCUUGAGCACGUUCCAGCAGGACAGCCUGUGAAGGUGAGAGUCUCCUACCAGAAGUUGCUCAAGACGUACGUCUUGAACGAGCUGCACAAGAAGCCACCAAAGGCACAGAAUAAGCAGUUACUAGGCCGCAACUUGAAGAGAACCAAGUUUUUCCAGCAGACCACGAUCGAUUGGGUAGAAGCUGGUCUUCAGGUCUGCCGGCAAGGUUUCAACAUGCUGAAUCUGCUCAUUCAUCGCAAAAAUUUGACUUACCUUCAUCUCGACUACAACUUCAACUUGAAGCCCAUCAAGACAUUGACGACGAAGGAGCGAAAGAAGUCUCGAUUUGGAAAUGCUUUCCAUCUCAUGCGUGAGAUUCUGCGGCUGACGAAGCUCAUUGUUGAUGCUCAAGUCCAGUACCGCAUGGGCAACAUUGAUGCUUUCCAGCUCGCAGACGGCAUCCUUUACGCGUUCAACCACGUUGGACAGCUGACGGGUAUGUACCGGUACAAGUACAAGCUUAUGCACCAGAUUCGGUCCUGCAAAGACUUGAAGCACUUGAUCUACUACAGGUUCAACAGUGGACCAGUUGGUAAGGGACCUGGCUGUGGAUUCUGGGCACCGGCAUGGAGGGUGUGGCUCUUCUUCUUGCGUGGUAUCAUUCCACUGCUCGAACGAUGGUUGGGCAACCUGCUCAGCAGACAGUUUGAGGGUCGUCACUCGAAGGGUGUGGCCAAGACUGUCACCAAGCAGCGUGUCGAGUCGCACUUCGAUCUUGAACUGCGUGCAUCGGUCAUGGCAGAUCUGAUGGAUAUGAUGCCCGAGGGUAUCAAGCAGCAGAAGGUCAACACUGUUCUGCAGCAUUUGUCUGAGGCGUGGCGAUGCUGGAAGUCAAAUAUUCCUUGGAAGGUGCCUGGUCUGCCCAAGCCUAUCGAAGAUGUCAUUCUGCGAUACGUCAAGUCAAAGGCAGACUGGUGGGUAUCUGUCGCACACUACAACCGCGAGCGUAUCCGGCGUGGUGCUACUGUUGAUAAAACUGUUGCGAAGAAGAACUUGGGACGUCUCACUCGUCUUUGGCUCAAGGCUGAGCAAGAACGACAACACAACUACCUCAAAGACGGUCCAUAUGUCAGCACCGAGGAGGGUGUUGCCAUCUUCACGACUGCGGUGCAUUGGCUGGAGAGCAGAAAAUUCCAGCCCAUUCCGUUCCCAUCUGUUAGCUACAAGCACGACACCAAGAUUCUCAUCCUGGCUCUUGAGCGUCUGCGAGAAGCAUACUCUGUCAAGGGUAGGCUGAACCAGAGCCAGCGUGAAGAACUGGCACUCAUCGAGCAAGCUUAUGACAGCCCUGGCACUACACUCGCGCGUAUCAAGCGAUUCUUGCUUACGCAGCGUUCGUUCAAGGAAGUCGGCAUUGACAUGAACGACAACUAUAGCUCGAUCAAUCCAGUGUACGACAUUGAGCCUAUUGAGAAAAUCACAGAUGCAUAUCUCGACCAGUAUCUGUGGUACCAAGCAGACCAGCGACGACUUUUCCCAGCCUGGAUCAAGCCAUCUGACUCGGAAGUGCCCCCUCUUCUCACUUACAAGUGGGCUCAAGGCAUCAACAACCUGUCGAAUGUCUGGAGUGUUGGCGAGGGCGAGUGCAAUGUCAUGCUCGAGACACGGUUGGACAAGGUCUAUGAAAAGAUCGAUAUUACCCUGCUUAAUAGGCUUCUGCGUCUGAUCAUGGACCACAACCUGGCGGAUUACAUCUCUUCCAAGAACAACGUGCAGCUGAACUACAAGGACAUGAAUCACACCAAUAGCUAUGGUAUGAUUCGUGGUCUGCAGUUCAGUGCGUUCGUCUUCCAAUACUACGGCUUGAUCAUUGAUCUGCUGUUGCUCGGACUGCAGCGCGCUUCGGAGAUGGCUGGACCUCCAAAUGCACCCAAUGACUUUUUACAGUUCCGCGACAGAGCUACAGAGUCUCGCCACCCUAUCCGGCUGUACACACGUUACAUUGACAAGAUAUGGAUCUUCUUCCGCUUCACCGCAGAUGAGUCGAGAGAUCUCAUUCAGCGCUUUUUGACUGAGCAGCCGGAUCCGAACUUUGAGAACGUUAUCGGAUACAAGAACAAGAAGUGUUGGCCUCGAGACUCUCGCAUGCGCCUCAUGCGACACGAUGUCAACCUUGGUCGCGCUGUCUUUUGGGACAUGAAGAACCGUCUACCGCGUUCCAUCACCACUGUCGAGUGGGAUGACACCUUCGCCAGUGUCUACAGUAGAGACAACCCGAACCUUCUGUUUGCCAUGAAUGGUUUCGAGGUCCGUAUCUUGCCCAAGAGUCGCAAUCAGAACGAUGAGUUCCCAACGAAGGACUCGGUCUGGGCCCUUGUCGACAACGCCACGAAGGAGCGUACCGCGCACGCUUUCCUUCAGGUCACUGGAGAGGACAUCGCCAAGUUUAACAACCGCAUCCGACAGAUUCUUAUGAGCUCCGGUAGCACGACCUUCACCAAGAUCGCCAACAAAUGGAACACUACCCUCAUUGCCCUCUUCACUUACUACCGUGAAGCUGCCGUCAGCACAGUGGAGCUCCUUGACACCAUCGUGAAAUGUGAGACGAAGAUUCAGACCCGUGUGAAGAUUGGCCUCAACUCCAAGAUGCCGUCCCGUUUCCCACCAGCCGUCUUCUACACACCCAAAGAACUAGGAGGUCUGGGAAUGAUAUCUGGCUCCCACAUCCUGAUUCCAGCUUCCGACAAACGUUGGUCAAAGCAGACCGAUAGCGGUGUCAGCCAUUUCCGAGCUGGCAUGAGCCACGACGAGGAGACCUUGAUCCCCAACAUCUUCCGAUACAUCAUCCCGUGGGAGGCAGAAUUCAUCGACUCCCAGCGAGUGUGGACAGAGUAUUCACAGAAGAGGCUGGAAGCUAACCAGCAGAAUCGACGCCUGACGCUCGAGGAUCUUGAGGAUUCUUGGGAUCGUGGUCUUCCACGUAUCAAUACGCUGUUCCAGAAGGACAGAAGUACCUUGUCUUUUGACAAGGGAUUCAGAGCCAGGACGGAGUUCAAGCUCUAUCAGCACAUGAAGAGUAAUCCUUUCUGGUGGACGAGCCAGAGACAUGACGGAAAAUUGUGGAAUUUGAACGCAUACCGAACCGAUGUCAUUCAAGCUCUUGGGGGUGUCGAGACCAUUCUCGAGCAUACUCUGUUCAAAGCGACCGCGUUCCCAUCGUGGGAAGGAUUGUUCUGGGAAAAAGCAUGUCUUGCAUUCGGCACUGAAGUGCUCCGAUUGGACCACUCCAGGGUCAAGGUUGAAGAUGUCAAGGACGGCGAUCUCCUCCUGGGUCCCGAUGGCCAACCACGCCGCGUCUACAACACUGUCUCUGGUGAAGAGAGAUUAUACCGCAUCUCAAUCAGCGAAGACUUUGAGGACCUGGUUUGCACUUCUAAUCACAUCCUUGUGCUUUACCAUGUGAAGACAGACCACGGAAAGGAUAUCGCUGGUCCAUCCGAGGAUCCCGAAGGCGAGACGGUGUACAUGACUGCCAAAGAAUUCGCAGGUCUUCCCGAAAGCGACAGAUCAAGAUACCGUGUUUUGAGGCCUGCUGGACAUGAGUUGCCCGAGCAAGAUGUUUCGGUGACCCCGUACUUCUUGGGCAUGUGGAUUGGUAAUGGCAACCACACGGAUACAACCAAUACUGACGACCACGAGGAACAUAUUCGUGACUUUAUCGUAGCUCAUGCUGCCGAACUCGACUUGCAUAUUACGAAUCAUGGCUGUCUGGGUUCCAAGGUGCGGGAGUCUCGCGACACCAUCUACGCGCGCCGACUAGCCGAUGGAUGGAAAAAUGAGGGGCGUUUCUGCCUACCUCCCUCCGAUCAACCGAACGAUCUGAACGAUACAAACAAGCAUGUGCGAGGUUCCACCACGCCAUCGUCCCCUCCACCAACAAGACGAUUGCGCCCUGGUACGAUCGAUACUAGUGUUGAUGCUGUCCAGGAUCCGGUCGACUCCCCCAUGGACAUGUCACUGCCUGCGCUGAAUGGAAAUGGAAAAGAUUCUGAGGAAGGGUUUGUCAUCUCUAGCGAUUGCGAGAUCAUUCGCAUGGAAACCGGAAAGGCCGCCUAUGGAGAGUUGAUCCAGGACGAAGAAGAUCUACUUGUUGGCGAUGCGUUGGGCCAGAGCCAACCGAAGAAUGUCAAUUCGCUCCUCGUCGCAAUGAGGAGCUUGGGCAUUCUGACGCCUAAUGAGGCGGAUGGUCAUGAUGGCAGAAAGCGCAUUCCAACGAUGUACAUGCGCAACUCUCGCGACGUCCGUUUGCGCGUUUUAGCUGGCUUUAUCGAUUCCAAUGGCUGGUACGCACAUUCCCAGAACCACAUCGCCUUCGCACAGAGCGAGCGUUGUGACAAGGACCUCUUCUGGGAAGUCGUCUACUUGGCCCGCUCGCUUGGCUUUGGUGUCUCGGUGAAACCAGAGAAUUGCCUGGCUUCAUCGGGUCAACAUGAGAUUCCCCAACUCCGUGCAACGAUCACCGGCAACUUGAUGGAAAUCCCAUGUCUGCUGCCACUCAAACAGGCAGGUGCACAUGUGCAAACUUGCCGAAACACCUUCACCAUCAAGGACAUCAAACUUGAGGCGCAAUCCACCAAAUGGGCCGGGUUCAAAGUCGACAAGGAUCAAACAUAUCUCAGACACGACUAUCUGGUUUUGCACAAUUCAGGAUUCGAAGAGAGCAUGCGCUACAAGAAACUCACCAACGCCCAGCGAUCUGGUCUCAACCAAAUCCCCAAUCGUCGUUUCACGCUGUGGUGGUCGCCUACUAUCAACCGAGCCAAUGUCUAUGUCGGUUUCCAGGUUCAGCUGGAUCUCACUGGAAUUUUCUUGCAUGGAAAAAUCCCCACGCUCAAAAUCUCCCUGAUUCAGAUAUUCCGUGCCCAUUUGUGGCAGAAGAUCCACGAAUCGGUCGUCAUGGACCUGUGUCAGGUCUUCGAUCAAGAACUCGAGGCCCUCGGUAUCGAGACUGUGCAGAAGGAGACUAUCCAUCCCCGAAAGUCGUACAAGAUGAAUUCGUCUUGUGCUGAUAUUCUGCUCUUCGCGUCCCACAAGUGGAGCGUGAGCAACCCAAGCUUGCUGUACGACACCAAGGACAACAUGGGUUUGACGACUACGAACAAGUUCUGGGUCGAUGUGCAGCUGAGAUACGGAGACUACGACUCCCACGACAUUGAGAGAUAUGUCCGUGCGAAGUACCUGGACUACACGACUGACAGUAUGUCAAUCUACCCAUCUGCCACUGGUCUUAUGAUUGGUAUCGAUUUGGCCUACAACCUGUACUCAGCAUACGGGCAGUACUUCCCAGGUCUCAAGCAGCUUGUGCAGCAGGCCAUGGCCAAGAUCAUGAAGGCCAACCCUGCAUUGUAUGUGCUCCGCGAGCGUAUCCGGAAGGGCCUGCAGUUGUACGCGUCCGAGAGCAACCAGGAAUUCCUCAACUCUCAGAACUACUCGGAGCUUUUCAGCAACCAGAUCCAGCUCUUCAUUGACGAUACCAAUGUCUACCGUGUCACCAUCCACAAGACGUUCGAAGGUAACCUUACAACGAAGCCAAUCAACGGGGCCAUUUUCAUCUUCAACCCGAGAACUGGACAGCUUUUCUUGAAAAUCAUUCACACCAGUGUCUGGGCGGGACAGAAGCGUCUCGGCCAACUUGCCAAGUGGAAGACGGCUGAAGAAGUGGCGGCUCUGAUCAGGUCAUUGCCUGUGGAAGAGCAGCCGAAGCAGCUCAUUGUCACCCGCAAGGGUCUGCUUGAUCCCCUGGAAGUGCACUUGCUCGACUUUCCUAACAUCAGCAUUCGUGCCUCUGAACUGCAGCUACCGUUCCAGGCUGCCAUGAAGGUGGAGAAGCUUGGAGACAUGAUUCUGCGUGCGACUGAGCCACAGAUGGUGCUCUUCAAUCUGUACGAUGAGUGGCUGAAGAGCAUCUCCUCCUACACUGCCUUUUCGCGAUUGAUCUUGAUCCUGCGUGCCUUGCAUGUCAACCAAGACAAGACAAAGCUCCUCUUGCGCCCAGACAAGACCGUCAUCACACAGGAGCAUCACAUCUGGCCUACGCUCUCGGACGAGGACUGGGUGAAGGUCGAGGUGCAGCUCCGAGAUCUCAUUUUGAACGACUACGGCAAGAAGAACAACGUCAACACGUCUUCGUUGACGAACUCGGAAAUUCGAGAUAUCAUUCUGGGUAUGGAGAUUUCUGCACCAAGUAUGCAACGCCAGCAAGCCGCGGAAAUCGAAAAGGCGCAACAAGAUCAAGCUCAGCUCACUGCUGUCACGACCAAGACACAGAAUGUAUCGGGCGAGGAGAUGAUCGUCACGACCACUUCUGCGUACGAGCAGCAGUCUUUCGCGUCCAAGACCGAGUGGCGGACACGAGCCAUUGCUACAUCCAACCUUCGAACUCGUGCCAACAACAUUUACAUCUCUUCCGAGGACAUUCGCGACGACGAACACCACUUCACGUAUGUCAUGCCCAAGAACAUUCUGAAACGAUUCAUCGCCAUUGCGGAUCUCCGCGUGCAAGUCGCCGGCUUCCUCUACGGCACUUCACCGCCCGACAACAAACAAGUCAAAGAGAUCAAAACCAUUGUCAUGGUUCCUCAAGUGGGCUCGACACGCGAUAUUCAACUUCCGAGGAGUUUGCCGGAGAAUGAGAUGCUUCACGGGCUGGAAGCGCUGGGUGUGAUUCACACUGCGGCGGGCAAUGAGACGAACUACAUGACGGCGCAAGAUGUCACUCAACACGCGAAGCUCAUGGCCGCGCAUCCUACGUGGGACAGGAAGACAGUCACGAUGACUGUCAACUUCACUCCGGGCUCCGUCUCUCUAUCGGCUUGGUCACUCACGCCGCAAGGAUAUCAAUGGGGAGCGGAAAAUAAGGAUCUAGGAAGCGACCAACCUGCUGGUUUCUCUACAGCGUUCGGCGAGAAGAGUCAACUUCUUCUGUCGGAUAAGAUUCGCGGGUAUUUCUUGGUACCCGAGGAUGAGAGAUGGAACUGGAGCUUCUUGGGCUCUGGAUUCGGCGAGCGGGAGAAGGGGAGAGUGUUUGUGCAAGUGGGGAUUCCCAGACGAUUUUACGACGACUUGCACCGACCUAUACAUUUCCAGAACUUUGCCGAGUUGGAGGAUGUGUGGGUGGAUCGCAGCGACAACCUGGCAUAAGACGAGCAGUGUCGUGAGGAUGGGAGGUGCAAAGAGAGCGGUAUGCAUGCAUCAGCGCGAGGCGUUCCAGGGCGUUUUAUGGGACAACAGUGAAGGGGAGAAGAGGAAAAGGGAGUUUACUGCAUCUGCUCUACGAAGCGGACCGUUGUGCUUUCGGUGGCGGCGAGGCUAUGGGCAGCCCUUGGAUUCGUCUAACCGCAGCCCUAGACGUAACACACC
Sphaerulina musiva SO2202 is the source of this 8941-nucleotide messenger RNA. RefSeq names its product pre-mRNA splicing factor. Gene Ontology annotation, biological process: spliceosomal tri-snRNP complex assembly; mRNA splicing, via spliceosome. The transcript is spliced from 5 exons. Lineage: Eukaryota; Fungi; Ascomycota; Dothideomycetes; Mycosphaerellales; Mycosphaerellaceae. Gene Ontology annotation, molecular function: U2 snRNA binding; U1 snRNA binding; endonuclease activity. Gene Ontology annotation, cellular component: U5 snRNP; catalytic step 2 spliceosome. The record is from RefSeq and is a predicted model, not a curated record. Bases 164 to 8722 code for a protein of 2852 amino acids.